AUGCCAGAUAAAUUUGAAGAUUAUAGAAAACAAUUUGGUCCAAUAUUUACAAUUUAUCUUCCAUAUCCAGUUGUUGUUUUAUGUGAUUAUGAUUCAUUUAAAGAAGCACUUGUUAAAAAUUCAAUGACAUUUAGUGGAAGAGCAAAAAGAUAUCCUGAAUCAUUUGUUCACCCUGAAACUGGUAGAGGAAUUGUAUUUGCUGAUGGUCCAUAUUGGAAAGAACAAAGAAAAGUUUGUCUUCAAAUAUUUCGUAAUUUUGGUAUUGGGAGAAGUAUAAUGGAAUCCAAAAUUAUGGAAUAUGUUUUUGAAACAUUAAAUUAUGUUGAAGAUAAAAGAAAAGAAGGACCACUUGAAUUUACUUGGAUAUUUAGGGCAUGUUUUGCUAAUGUUAUGACUGAAUUAUUAUUUGGUAUACGAAGAUCACUUGAUGAUAAUCAAGAACUUAAAUUUAUAAUGGAACCACUUGAAAAAUUAUUUCAAUUAGGUAGAUCAAAUAUUACUUUAUUUUAUCAUUUUUUUAAUGAUUAUCCAUGGAUAAUUAAAAUAUUAAAAAAAAUUAAUAAUGUUGGAAGAGAUCAAUUAGAUGUUGCUUUUGCUCAUAUUCGUAAUGUUAUAAUUGAAUCUAAAUCAACAUGGAUAAAAGGAAAAGAACCAACAAAUUUUGUACAUGCAUAUAUGGAAAAAACUGAUUCUAGUGAUGAAUAUGUAAAUGAAGCUGAAAUGCCUUAUGUAAUUCAUGAUGUUUGGGUUGCUGGUAUGGAAACAACAGCAACAGCAUUAAAUUGGUCAAUGAAUAUUUUAGGAUCAUUUCCAGAUAAACAAGAAAAAAUAAGAAAAGAAAUUCAUGAAGUUAUUGGAUAUGAUAUUGAUAUAAAUUAUGAUGAUAAAAAUAGACUUCCAUAUUGUCUUGCUGCUGUAUAUGAAAUUUUAAGAUUUUCAAAUAUAAUACCACAUAAUGUAACUCAUAGAACAGAAAAUAAUGUAACAAUUGGAGGAAAAUUUAUACCAGGAAAUACAAUAAUAUUUGCACAACAAUAUAAUAUAUUGAAAUAUGAUCCAAUAUUUUGUGAUAGUGAUAACUUUUUACCUGAAAGAUUUUUAAUGGAAGAUGAAAAAACAUUUAAAAAAGAAGCUAUUGAUAGAAUGUUAAUAUUUAGUGCUGGUUCACGUAAAUGUAUUGGUGAAAAUAUGGCUAUGAUGCAAAUGUUUUUAUUUUUAACUAAUAUAUUAUCUAGAUAUAUAAUAAAAGUUCCAAAAAAUAGUUCAAUGCCAUUACUUAAAGGUAAAUGGGCAGGAAUUAUUAAAGCUCCUCCAUUUUCAUUUGAUGUUAUUAAAGUUACAAAUAAAUAA
Messenger RNA from Strongyloides ratti, 1350 nucleotides. RefSeq names its product Cytochrome P450 18a1. The coding region runs from base 1 to 1350 and encodes 449 amino acids. Gene Ontology annotation, molecular function: iron ion binding; monooxygenase activity; oxidoreductase activity, acting on paired donors, with incorporation or reduction of molecular oxygen. NCBI's taxonomy places the organism in Eukaryota, Metazoa, Nematoda, Chromadorea, Rhabditida, Strongyloididae. The transcript has a single exon. The record is from RefSeq and is a predicted model, not a curated record.